AUGACUAGUACGACAGAAUGGGAUCGCCUUUGGAAAACUGUACGUGAUGCGCCUGACAACUUUGGUUGCUGGGAACAACUGAUUCGAGUAGCAGAAGAAGGAGGCAUUAGUAAAUCUUCCCCACCGGAAAAAAUCACUCGUUUAGAAAGUGUGUACGAUAGCUUUCUAUCAAAGUUCCCACUUUGCUUUGGCUACUGGAAAAAAUAUUCAGAUUGGGAAUUAACGGUGCAUGGACCCGAAAAUGCGGAAAAGAUAUUCGAAAGAGGAGUUGUGGCUAUAACAAACUCAAUUGACCUUUGGAAUCAAUACAUCGACUUCAAAAUGACACAAACAACGUCUAACGAUGACAUCGAAACCUUGUUUAAACGCGCAGCUUCUUGUGUAGGCUUGGACUUCCUUGCACAUCCAUUCUGGGACAAAUAUAUUGAAUUUGUAGAGACUCGACUUGUCGAUCCCAAGCGUCUAUUGUUACUCUUGGACGAUAUUGUUUUAAUUCCAAUGCAUCAGUAUGCUCGUUACUAUGAAAAAUGGCGUGGCAUUCGUGCCAAUAUGAAUAUCAAAGAAGAUUUAGAUCAGCUCACAUUGGAGACCUUUUAUAAAGAGAUUCAGGAAGAAAAUGGAACUUCGAUGACACAAGAUGAAAUGGAUGUUCUGUUGAAAGAGAAAGUCAACGCUCAGACGUUAGCUGUGUAUAAAAAGACGCAAGAUGGAACGAAUAAGCGCUGGGUUUACGAAGCCGAAAUCAAACGACCUUAUUUCCAUGUCAAACCUUUAGACAGACCUCAACUUCAAAAUUGGAGCAAAUAUCUUGAUUUUGAGGAAAAUCUGAAAGAUGUGUCACGUAUCCGUGCACUUUACGAACGUUGUCUGGUGCCAUGUGCCCAAUACGAAGAAUUUUGGCUACGUUAUGGUCAAUGGUUAACGAAAAACGAUCUUUUGGCUGAUGCAAGACAUGCCUAUGAAAGAGCUGCGUUUAAAUUCUUACCUCAGGAUCGAUGCAAUGCCAAAAUUGCACUCGCUUUAAUUUUGGAAGAAGAAGGGAGCUUCGAAGAGGCCAAAAAGAUAUACACAAAUAUUUUAGGAUCCACACCUAAUCAUGUGGAGACAAUCUUAAAUUAUCUGCAUUUCGAGAGAAGACAGGACCCUAGUGCCUUUGAAAAUAGUAUCAAAACCUUUAUUAGUUCCAACCAAAUGGAUGAAUCUGCUAAAGUUUUCUUCACAAUUCAAUUCAUUAGAUUUUUGCAACAGGUAAGAUUAUCUUUUUUUUUAAAAAAAAGAAAAAAUUGA
Mucor mucedo is the source of this 1287-nucleotide messenger RNA. RefSeq lists its product as uncharacterized. The record is from RefSeq and is a predicted model, not a curated record. NCBI's taxonomy places the organism in Eukaryota, Fungi, Mucoromycota, Mucoromycetes, Mucorales, Mucoraceae. Gene Ontology annotation, cellular component: U1 snRNP; U2-type prespliceosome; commitment complex. Gene Ontology annotation, biological process: RNA processing; mRNA 5'-splice site recognition. The transcript is spliced from 5 exons. Gene Ontology annotation, molecular function: protein binding. The coding region runs from base 1 to 1287 and encodes 428 amino acids.